UGGCCCUGGCAGCUUAGACAAAUAUAUUCACGUGCACUAAAUGUUAAAUGUUCAUAUUUUUAUAAGUAGGAUAUAGAAAAAUGUUUCGCGUGCAUGCCAACACUUGCAAGCGUCAGCUGUUCAGUUGCAAAUUUUUGGGCAAAUGUCUUUAUGAUAAAUUUGUGCAGUGCUCGAAGGCAGCUGAGCACACAACUAUGCUAAGCCGCAGUUUUGCAGCGCAGUGCGGACCGAAAACUAAGAUUGCCAUCAAACUUAUGCCUGCGUUUGCAAAGCCCAAGCUGAGCUACGAUCAGAAGAAUAUGCGACUGGGACGCGAGCUGGCGCCACAUCUGAAGAUCUACAAGAAGCAGCUAACAUCAGCGCUAUCCAUUCUCAUACGCAUAAGUGGCUGCAUUUUGUGCGUGGGAGUUUGGAUUAUAGGCCUAAGCGGCCUGCUGUGCGAUUGCUCGCUUAACGCAGUGGCCAAAGAAAUGGAGCAAUGCGAACUUGCUGCCAAGCUGCUAAAUGUGGGCAAAGUGCUGCUGGCGCUGCCGCUGGCCUAUCAUUUAGUGGGUGGCACGCGUCAUUUGAUUUGGUAUUUCAAUGUGUUUUUAAGCAAGCCACAGAUCUAUGCAACUGGCUAUUUGGCCAUUGUGCUGACUUUUGUGUUGGCCGCAGCGAUUGCUACACUAGACUUUGGCUCAGAUGAGGCGGCUAAGUUGAAGGAGCCGGAGCCUGAGCCGGCGAAGAAGAAAUAAUUAAAUUGUAUGCAGAUAAAUUUAUAGUGACUGUAUAUACUGCUGCUUUUAACAAUAACAAUAUUAAAAUUGUGUGCAGUUUUUCACAUUACACAUACGCCAGGUGUCCGGCAAAUGUAA
This is a messenger RNA of Drosophila busckii, 857 nucleotides long. It is a transcript of the gene SdhCL, whose product is annotated as succinate dehydrogenase cytochrome b560 subunit, mitochondrial. NCBI's taxonomy places the organism in Eukaryota, Metazoa, Arthropoda, Insecta, Diptera, Drosophilidae. Bases 81 to 737 code for a protein of 218 amino acids. Gene Ontology annotation, biological process: mitochondrial electron transport, succinate to ubiquinone; tricarboxylic acid cycle. The transcript has 2 exons. The record is from RefSeq and is a predicted model, not a curated record. Gene Ontology annotation, molecular function: electron transfer activity; succinate dehydrogenase activity. Gene Ontology annotation, cellular component: membrane.